AUGGCACAACAAGACGAAAUCGAGCGUUUGGCUCGUCGUUUGGCUCAGCUUGAGAAAAAGUCCAAUGCAGAGAUUAACGAUUUGAAAGAAAACCUCAAAAAAGCACAAGAAAAGUCCAAUGCAGAUAUUGUCGAUCUGACAGCAAACCUGAAACAAGCACAGCAAGCCUUGGAGGAACAUGUUACGCAAUCGCAGGAAGAGCGAACAUCCUUGAUUGGUUCAAACAGUAACCGUUCGCAAGCCACUCGUGGUGAUAUGUGGCAUGUCAUUGGAGACAAGGAAAUCGACGAAGCGCCUUCGAAUGCUUUCAAGCAGCCGCAAUUCAGACUAUCUAAUGACCUCUGUUCAGUAAUUUGUGCAACCUCAUGGAAACGCCUUCCCUUUUGGCUAUCAGUUUUGAUCAUUGCGGGGUUUCAACUAACAUUGUUUGUGUUGCUGCUUAUUGACCGCGUUGGUUCGAAACGUUGGGUAGACUUUGGUGGAGAAUGCGACGGAAGCGACUUAUUUUGUCGACAUGAACGCCCGCUUGACAUGCCCCCAAAUGUGGAGCCCUUGGUACGAGGAGCACAGGCUUUAUGCCUCAUCAUUGCGCUGUACGAUCAAGAUGACAUUCGCGAUGGACUUGAAGGAUUUUAUGCUGGCAUUCCAGUGGACUACAAGGGGAGCACCCAUUUUCGAAACAUGACUCGGUCUCGGUGGAACUUGAGCUGUUUCUUCCGAAUGCUGCAGGGCAUUCUGGGUGUAUUAUGCGCAUUUGUAUUGCUCGUACAAGCCGAUACAGUGUUUGACGUGCUUCUCAAUUUCCUCGGUGUCAAAUUUAUUUCAGAAAUGGACAAAUUGGCAUUUCAUAUUGCGCUCAAAGGGUACUUUGGAACUUCCAUGCAGGAAGUGGCGGAGAACGUGGCUGAAUCGUACUUUCGACGCGAAGAAGACACUCGUCUUUGGAUACAUCGUAACUUUCAUGUGAUCGUAAUGCUGGGCAUGUUAGCAGUAAUGAUUGCUUGGUUCGCCCAGCUUGCGUUUCUACAGGCCAGUGGUACCUAUUUGGUUCAGGAUUUCUAUGUCAGCUUUGGAGCGGACCCUUUUCUUGCCUCGUUCAGUGGAUGCUAUGUAGCAGAUGGUCUGAUCAAUAAUCGAUUGUCAUAUUCUCAAAUUGGAAGUGAGGCCAAGUUUGGAUUUUGCGAAGAAAUAGACAAGCGCGAAAAUGGAGGAGGAUGGACUCUGUAUUUUGGAUCGUCGCCGUGUCCUUCUGAUUCUUAUUACAACGAGGUCUUGGCCAUAUCUGAACCGACGAGGUCCUUCGACUUGCCUCUGUUGGAUCCCGCAAAAUGGCACAUGCCCACGAAAUGGGACAGGGCGUACGCACCAAUUGAAGUGGUGCGCUUUGAUCCUGGUGUAUAUUGUUCCAUCACUCUAGAAGAGCUGCACUACUUUCACGAUCCAUGCAUUGCUUUCAAUGUAACCAACAAAAAUGGCCAGAAAACGUUUGAAAAAUUGGUGACUGAACCGAGUGAGGAAUAUCCUUGUCGAGACCCCACAACCUGUCGGUCCAUCUAUGUUAGCAGACCGGAUGCUGAUGGUUAUUCUGGUGAUAUCGACAUCAUUUACUUUACUGGUAAUUCCUGGGCGUACUCUGGAGCGGCAUGGGAUUUGAAAAUUGAAUAUAGUGGGGAAGAAUUAACGAACGAUGACAUUCGAAGUUUCUUUUACAAGGGAGAUGGCUUCAGGAUGGAGACUCAUUUCAAAUACGGAACCACAAGGUACAUUACACUGCCUUGGUUUAGGAGUCACUUGCCUUUCGAUGAAUCUUGGUAUGAGCCUCUGCAUCAUUCCAUUGUCUACCACAUGAGCGAGUCGGAGAAUCUUUUUUUCUACCUCCCCUACGCAAAUCUAGAGAAAGAAGCCGAUUUGAAGUUUGAGUGCGUGGCUGGCAAUACAAGAACGUAUACAGUAGGUUGCUUCCAGAACGAAUUUUCGUUUGGUGAUGCUGCGUGCCUGUGUAGGGAGUCCAUUCCAGAGCGUUUUGAUCUAACAACUCCACGGGGUUUGGCAGUUCAAGAUAUCAUGAACGACCGCCGUACAAUUGAAAUGUGCGCGGAAUUUGCAGCUGAUGACAGUAGUUUGGUGGUGAGAGGUCUGAUUCAGGAGAGAUACGCCCUCGCCGUGGUGAAGAAUACGUUUGGUAUCGAGUCGCAGGGAUGGGACGGAAACAGCUGCACAUCUUGGUUGGGAGACACAGUCGAGCUGAAGUGCGAUAACCAGACUAGUGUACAACAAUUGAUCUUUUUGGACUCGGACACAGUAAAACAUUCAGGUACAAUACCACCUGAAAUGCAAUUGCUCUCCAAUCUGGAACACUUGGACUUGGGACAGAACGCCAUUCGCGGUCAUAUUCCAGAACAAAUUGGUUUUCUUGGAGCAUUAACCUACCUCGAUUUAUUCGAUUGUAGUCUUACUGGAGUCAUCCCUGACGGGCUUGGAUAUCUCUACAACUUAAAAUCUUUGUACUUGUCUGAGAACAAACUUUCUGGUCAAAUCCCAAAUUUUGGACAUCUGGAAAACCUUGAGGUCCUUUCCAUGUACAACAAUUCGUUAUCUGGGACUAUCCCAGCCGAGAUGGAAGCCAAUGUGAACCUCACUUGUUUUGCCCAAGGAAACUCCAUCACUGGUACAUCGAAAGUUUGUCAGCUGUAA
This is a messenger RNA of Cylindrotheca closterium, 2694 nucleotides long. Lineage: Eukaryota; Bacillariophyta; Bacillariophyceae; Bacillariales; Bacillariaceae. The record is from the annotation of a GenBank genome assembly.